Molecule: messenger RNA, 1118 nt
Organism: Corylus avellana
Lineage: Eukaryota; Viridiplantae; Streptophyta; Magnoliopsida; Fagales; Betulaceae
Product: rhomboid-like protein 14, mitochondrial
Cellular component (GO): membrane
Molecular function (GO): serine-type endopeptidase activity
Source: RefSeq, a predicted model, not a curated record
AUGGACAGAGGAAGAGGGAGAAUGCUGCCGCUGCUGGCGCUUCACGCGGCGAGCGAGUAUUACAGGCUCCCGUGGAAGCCUCCUGUCACUGCCGGCCUUCUCGCCGCAAAUACUCUCAUUUAUUUGAGGCCUGCCUUUCUCCGCAACAUCAUCCCUCCUAUCGACGAGGUUUGGUUCAAUGCCCAUCUCAUCCUUAAGCACAGGGACCUGAAGCGUUUCUUCUUGUCGGCAUUCUACCAUGUGGGUGAACCUCACUUGGUCUGUAACAUGAUGUCACUCUUAUGGAAGGGGAUCCAGUUGGAAACUUCAAUGGGGAGUGUAGAAUUUGCCUCCAUGGUUGCUGCUCUUCUUGGUAUGUCCCAGGGAAUCACACUAGUACUAGCAAAAUCCCUUCUCUUGUUCUUCGACUAUGAGAGACCUUACUACUCAGAGUAUGCUGUUGGAUUUUCCGGUGUCCUCUUUGCCAUGAAAGUUGUUCUUAAUUCUCAGUCAGAAAACUACACUGAUUUCCUUGGAAUACUAAUUGUGCCAACACAUUAUGUUGCAUGGGCGGAGUUGAUUCUCAUCCAACUCUUAGUUCCUGGUGUCUCCUUCCUCGGCCACCUGGGUGGAAUACUCGCCGGGAUUCUCUAUCUGCGGCUGAAUGGUACAUAUUCAGGUGCAGCCCCACUGAGUCUACUCUUCAGAGGUAUUUCUACCGCAUUGCGCUGGCCCAUGAGGAUUGGCCGGAACAUGUUUCGGUCCCCGACAAGGCGGAUUUUUGGCAGGUGGAGAAGCCAAGCAUGUACGUAUGACAAUUCUGGUUUGUCAAGCAUUUGUGAGAUGUUAGGUUCGAAUAGAAACGACAAUGGAUUUUCUCCCCGUCGGUUGCACCGUUCUCAUGAGCUUCAUUUGGAUGAAUUACGUAGUCGGAGAAUCCAUAGAUUUGGGAGAUGAUGUGAUGAGUCCAUUGAUUGUUUUAGCAUAUAAUCAAGCCCCUCCUCCUGCUUAUCAAACUCAGAAACUCCGAAGAUUCAACUCAAGAAAGCUGAUAUCUUUGGGAUUCUGAUGAUUUAUAUACGUAAUUACAUGAACUUAACAACCUUCGAUCUUCAUCCCCCAUCAUAUUUCUUGAUUUG